AUGUUUCACCAAUUGGUGAUCCCAUUCCUAUUAGUGGUCUCUUUUACAUUGGGUUUACCAACAACAAAACCAGAAACAACAUCAGAACCAACUGGAGAACAUGUAUGCACAGUUAAAACUAUGUGAGUUUUUUACCCCGUUAUUAAUCAUAAUACUUAUUUGACCUACUUAUUUAAUCGUUUCAUUUCCGUUUAGGUUACUGUAUAAGCACUUAUUCAAAUAUAUAAAAUAAGUUUUAUUUUUCAGCGUUGAUGUAUAUGAUCUCAAAAAAACAACUCAUCCAGUAACUAUAACUGAAACUGAAUGGUGUCCGGAUAUUAGCAAAGGAUUCAAAUGCACUGUUACAAAGUUAGUUUUUUUUUAAUAAUAAGAAGUUAAUUAUUUUUCGAAUAUGUUUAUGUUUUCUUUUAGAACUGGAGCAAAAGCAUCAUAUGAUAGAGUUUUGGUGAAAAAAGAGAAAUAUGUCAAGCAAUGUUGUCAAGGAUAUUAUCAAACAAAAGAAAAUAUUUGUCUACGUAUGUUUUUGAAAUUUUUUUUUUCUGAGAUUAUUUGAGCGUAUUUUUAGCGGAUUGUAACCCAGUUUGCAAAAAAGGAAGAUGUGUUGAACCAAAUAAAUGUGAAUGUGAUUCUGGAUUUGGUGGAAAAACAUGUGCUUCUUGUGAGUUUAUUUUCAACAAAAAAAUUGAUUUCAUUUUUUCAUUUUGUAGCUUGUUCUGUUGGAACUUGGGGACUUGGAUGUUCGAAAAAAUGCGAUUGUGAAAAUGGUGCGAAUUGUGACCCUGAAAAUGGCGAAUGUAUUUGCAUUUCUGGUUUUAUGGGUACAAAAUGCGAAACGGAAUGUCCAAUCGAUAAAUGGGGCCCAAAUUGUCAGAAUUCUUGUCCAUGUCAAAACGGUGGAAAAUGCGACAAACAUGGAAAAUGUGUUUGUUCGGAUGGAUGGGCUGGAGAAUAUUGUUUGAAUAAAUGCGAAGAUGGAAAGUUUGGAGCUGAUUGUGUUUUUGAAUGUAAUUGUAAGAAUGGCGCCACUUGUGAUAGUGUUGAUGGAAAAUGUAUUUGUGCUAAAGGAUUUAUGGUCAGUUUUUUUUGAAGAAAAGAUACAGUGAUCCAGAGUCUUCAAAAUUUUAUCAAAAGGUUUUUUUGUGAAAUUAUGAAUUCACAAAAAUGAAAUAAUUAAUGUAUUUAAAAUUGAUUAUUUUCGUGACUUUGUCCCAUCUCAAGUCAUUUUUAAAUUCGAAAAAAAGUAUUUCCUAAUUGCCACGUGGAGGCUGUACAGCGUAGUUCACGUUUUUCAAAAAAAUAUUUAUCAUUCUCAGUUCGAUAUUUUAAUUUUCAGGGAGCACUUUGCGAAGAAACUUGUCCAAAAGGAUUCCAUGGAUCAGGCUGUGAAAAGAAAUGUGAUUGUUUGAACAAUCAAGAUUGUAACAGUAUAACUGGAGAAUGUGAAUGUAUUGGAUGGAUUGGAAAGAAAUGUGACAUUGGCUGUCCAAAAGGAACAUUCGGUCAAAAAUGUAAGAAUAAAUGCAAUUGUCCUGGACUCGAAUUUGCUGAUUCGAAUGCAUCUUGUGAUUCUGUGACUGGAAAAUGUGAAUGUGAAAGAGGAUAUAAAGGAGAUAAUUGCACUCAAAGACGUAGGUUUUAAGAAUUUUCGGCUAUCUAAAUAUGUGAGGAUUUUUUAAUGAUUGUUAUAAAUUACAGUAUGCCCGGAUGAUAUGUACGGUUUGGAUUGUGCCAAAUCAUGUUCUUGUGUUAUGAAUAAUACAAUAAUGUGUGCACCGAAUACUGGAAUGUGUAGAUGUAAACCAGGAUAUUUUGGAGAUAAUUGUGAACAAGCUUGUUCCAAAGAUUCCUAUGGUCCAAAUUGCGAGAAACAUUGCAGUUGUAAUUGGGAUAACACAUAUGAAUGUAAUUCGAAAACGGGAAAAUGUGAAUGUAAACCUGGAUUCAAAGGAGAAAAAUGUGGAGAAACUUGCGAUUUGGAUAAAUAUGGACCAAAUUGUGAACAUUCUUGUGAUUGUGGUCAAAACGGACUUGGAUGUGAUGACAAAACUGGAACAUGCAAAUGUAAAUCUGGUCAUUCUGGAGCAAAUUGUGAAAUUCAAUGUCCAGCUGGAACAUUUGGAGAAAAUUGUCAAAAUUGUAAUUGUCGAAAUGGUGCUGGAUGUGAUUCAACAACUGGAACAUGUUUAUGUCCAGCUGGUUUGAAAGGUUGGAAAUGUGACACUGAAUGUCCAGCUGGAACAUAUGGACCAGAAUGUAAGUUACAAUGUGAUUGUAUCAACGGAAAAUGUGAUAAAAUCACUGGAAAAUGUACUUGUGAUGCUGGAAGUUUUGGACCAAGAUGUGCAACAAAUUGUGAAGCUGGAAAAUUCGGACAAAAUUGUGAAAAAACAUGUGAUUGUGGAGAUGGAAUAUAUUGUCAUAAAAUAACUGGAAAAUGUGAAUGUGAAUUAGGAUUGGAAUCAACAGUUGGAUGCUCAAAAAGUUGUGAGAAAGGAGUUUUUGGAGUUGGAUGCAAUCAAAAAUGUGCAAAAGAUUGUGAUGGAUGUGAUACUAUAAACGGAGUUUGUAGUAAAUGUCCACCUGGAAAAACUGGAAUUAUUUGUACAGAAACUUGUCCGAAAGGAAAAUAUGGCGAUGGAUGUUCAGAGAAUUGUAAAUGUUCUGAUGGACAUUCGUGUCAUCCAGUAACUGGCGAAUGUAUUUGUGAAGCUGGAUAUCAAGGAGAAAAUUGUGAAAAACAAUGUGACGAUGGUUUUUGGGGAUUAGAAUGCUCCAAAAAAUGUCCAAAAUGUGAAAAUGGAGCGAAAUGCGAUAAAACAGAUGGACAAUGUAUUUGCCCGGCUGGUUUAGAAGGAGCUACUUGUACUCGACGUAAGUUCAAAAAAUAUUUAGCUGAAUCAUAUAAAAAUUCAAUUUUUAGCUUGUGCAAGUGGAACCUGGGGAACUGGAUGUGCAAAAAUAUGUAAUUGUGCAUCAGAAUAUAAAGAAUGCAACCGACAAACCGGAGAAUGUUCGUGUUCAGCUGGAUUCCAAGGCGAUCGAUGUGAUAAACCAUGUGAAGAUGGAUAUUAUGGACCAGAUUGUAUUAAGAAAUGUAAAUGUCAAGGAACAGCAACUUCAUCUUGUAAUCGUAUAAGCGGUGCUUGUCAAUGUCACGCUGGUUUUACUGGAGAAUUUUGUCAUGCUCGUAAGUUAUUUUACUUUGAAAUAAAUAUUUUAAAAAACGAAAUGUUAUAGUUUGCCCUGCUGGAACUUUUGGUCUUCGCUGUAAAAAUGAAUGUCCACAAGAAUGUGGCGAUGGAUAUGAAUGUGAUGCUGCAAUUGGAUGUUGUCACGUGGAUCAAUUGAGUUGCGGAAAAGCGAAACAAGAAUUCGAAGCUCUUCAUGGUUCAACAUCAAAUCGUGGAUCAUUAUGGUUGAUAAUAUUUUUGGCCCUCGCAAGUUGUAUCGCUUUAGGACUUCUUGUUAUUUUCUAUCGUAACAAAUAUCAAAAAGAAAAAGAUCCCGAUAUGCCAACUGUUACGUAAGUUUUUAACUUAUAUUUUAUGAGAAAGGUAUCAAAAACAAAUUUUCAGCUUCAAAAAUGUUCCUUCAAAUGACGAAGGAAAUCAAUUCCAAAAUCCAUUAUAUGCACAAAGACAAAGUGCUUUCGAUAUAAUUGAUCCACCAAAUGAAGGAAUAUUGACAGUUGAAGAAGAAGAAUUGGAAGACAAAAAAAUUCGAGGAAGAACUAAUUUCGAUCGAACUCACAGUAAGCAUUUUACUAGAAAUUUUGGGAUAAAUCAGAAAUAAAGCAUAGUUCAAAAGUAUCGAACUUUCUUAAUAAGCUCAAAACUUCAGAAGAUGUUUCCACCUUAUUUUCAAGUUUUAUGAAACGAAUUUCAUAUCAGUGUUUCAGAAACAGUUUUUUGGGUUCUGAAAACCCAGAGCAUCUGAAAGACAGUAUUUCUAGUUUCAUAAUAUUUUUAUUCAAUAUUUUCAGAUGAAUAUGCAUCAUUGGACGAAGUUGGCGGACCAUCGACUUCAAAUCAAGGUGCGAAUAUUCCAUUAUUAAAUCAAAAUCAACACGAAGAACUCAGCGACGACGACAACAUUCCGCAAGGCAAAUAAUAAGACUUGUUUGCAUGUUUAUCGUGUUGUUAUUGUUAUUGUCAAUGGGUCUUGAUGUUUCUUAUAUCAAACUCGUAGAUCCAAUUCAACUCAGAAAUUUUCUAACUUAUUGCAUGUUGUCUUCCUGUCUGUAUUAUUCCUUCUUCUUCUUCUUUCUUAAUUUCACUUUUUUCCUUUUUUGUCUUUUGCGAAGAAGUUGUUGUCGCGGUGAGUUCUAUUGUUUGAUUCACCUUUGUAUUUCAAUUCUAAUAGUUUCACUCGUAGUUCCAAAUCCACCGUAUAAUAUCAAAUCUUUCAUUUUCUAUUCAACGAUUGAGUUUCAGAAAAUCCUUAUGCUCACAUUCCAAAUACAUCAAUUGGAUCUCCUGAUUUGCAACAACAAAACUCAGAAAAUUCUCGACGUGCCAAAGAUAACUUGUAUACCUAA
Caenorhabditis angaria is the source of this 4537-nucleotide messenger RNA. The record is from the annotation of a GenBank genome assembly. Lineage: Eukaryota; Metazoa; Nematoda; Chromadorea; Rhabditida; Rhabditidae.